AUGGGAACAAUUCAAUCUGCAUACUCCAAUUUCAGUAUCCCUCCUGGAGUGAAUAAUCCCGGAAAGCUUUGAAUUGUCCUUGCUGCUCUGAUUUACUCUGCGAAGAUUUUGGAAAAGUUGGGAGUGUGCAGCCAGAUCGCCUUCGCCCGCUACUUGCGGUCGGGAAGGAAGCUCGGGCCGGAGCCGCGGCUGUCGCUGAGGGACGCGCGGUUGGGCCGGGUGCCGGUCGGGCUCUACCGGCCCCAGGCGCCAUCUGCUGGCCUGAGGGCGGCCGCCAUCUUCCUGCACGGCGGCGGCCGGCGGUACUGCGGCAUCGAUUCGUAUGAAAAGAUCUGCCGUUACAUUGCCCAAGAAGGCGGGUCGGUGGCUGUGUCUGUGGGGUACCGCUUAGCUCCUGAGCACACCUACCCGGCUGCGUACGAAGACUGUCUCAAUGCCACCAUCCACUUCAUGAAGGACAUCGAGCACUAUGGCGUGGAUCCUGCCAAUGUCAUUGUCUGUGGGGACAGUGCUGGGGGCAAUCUAGCAGCUGCUGUUAGCCAGAACCUUGCAGGCAGAUCAGACCUCCCCAAACUACGGGCCCAGAUCUUGAUCUACCCAGGCCUUCAGGCGCUGGACUUCAAUUUACCAUCCUAUCAGCAGAAUCGGGGAGUCCCUCUCUUUUUCCGAGAACGUGCUGCUUUCUAUGUGUUACAGUACCUAAAUGGGGAUGCAUCAAAUCUAGAAGAGGUCUUGGAGGGUUCCCAUAUUCCUAUAAAUAUGAAGUUAAAUUACAAGAAGUGGGUGACUCCAGAUAAUAUCCCUGAAAAAUUUAAGGUCCGAGGCUACAAACCACACGAGCCCCGUGAAUUCAAGGCUGAAGUUUACAAGACAGUGAAAAGACUCUGCGAGCCCAACCUGUGUCCUCUGCUGGCUGAAGAUGCUGUUAUUCAGCAGCUGCCUGAGUCUUUCAUCUUGACUUGUGAGUAUGAUGUGCUCAGAGAUGAUGGCUUGCUUUACAAGAAGAGACUGGAGGACAACAGUGUUCGAGUGACCUGGUACCACCUUGAAGAUGGAUUUCAUGGAAUCAUAAGCCUAUACGAUUACUGUGGUUUCUCAUUUCCAUCUGGGAAAAGGGGGUUGGACAGAAUUGUUAAAUUCAUAAAAGGAUUGUAAAAACAGCUGUCUCUCUUUAUGCCUUUCCUACUAAUGCCUCUGUUUAGGCUCCCAAACUUCAGGUAGUACUUAUUAGCAAAAAUGUGGUAUCUGUUGAUGUGUAAAAUACCAGUUUUGAUGUUCAUGAACUUGUCUUUGUCCUCAUUAAACUAUUGAUAGUUUAUUCUUUACAGUUGUAAUCUUUGCCACAUGCUGUGUUUCAAUCCCUUUUCUUUCAAAUCAGCAUCUGGUUAAUUCCUUGUAUUUAAUUACCAGAUUACUUACUUCUAUGUAAAUAAAGUCUGUGGAAUUAUUUGGAUUAAAUAACUCCUGUGAAUUACA
Apus apus (common swift) is the source of this 1476-nucleotide messenger RNA. RefSeq names its product arylacetamide deacetylase-like 4. The record is from RefSeq and is a predicted model, not a curated record. NCBI's taxonomy places the organism in Eukaryota, Metazoa, Chordata, Aves, Apodiformes, Apodidae. Gene Ontology annotation, molecular function: carboxylic ester hydrolase activity. The transcript has 4 exons. Gene Ontology annotation, cellular component: membrane.